AUGGUCGUUUCAAAUUCAAAAAAGAAUAUUGAGGGUUGUAAACUACCGGUAAAACUACCGGACUCAGACUUUUUCCAUAAUGCCGAGAUUUUGGGUACCCGUGAUGUAGGUGAUUGUACAUACUAUUACGUUCACUAUGAUGACUAUAACAAACGGCUGGAUGAAUGGGUUAGUGCAGAUCGCCUCGACUUUUCUAAAAUAGAACGACCACUAAAAAAAUCGACAAAAGAACCCGUCACACCUGUUUUCAGCUUAUCCUCCACUGAGGAUGAAGUUAUGAGUUCAGCGGAGCUCCGAACGUCGGAUUCGGAUUUGAACCCUCCUCUGAAAUAUCGUAGCUCCAGCUCCUCUAGUUUGACUCAACUGAAAAGAAAACGACCACCUGACGAUAUCUAUGAAGGACCCAUACAUUUAACGCUACAGAAUGACGUGAAUGAUCUUGUGUUCGAUGACUCUCCAACGUCAGCUGGGAAACCCAGGCAAACAGGCAGUAUGGUUUCUAGCCACCAUGAACAAGAUACUGUUACGAGAAUGAGAAAUCUGGAGUGGAUUGAAUUAGGAAGAUAUCGAAUUAAACCAUGGUACUUUUCCCCAUAUCCACAGGAAUUAGCAAGUGUUCCGUGUGUAUAUAUAUGCGAAUUCUGUCUGAAGUAUUUGAAGAGUUUCACAUGUCUGCGCAGGCACUUGGCUAAAUGUACACUAAGAAACCCUCCCGGAAACGAGGUUUACCGCAAACUGCCCCACAGUUUUUUCGAAAUCGAUGGACGUAAAAAUAAAACUUACGCGCAACACCUUUGUCUACUUGCGAAACUGUUCUUGGAUCACAAAACCUUGUAUUAUGAUACAGAUCCAUUCCUAUUCUACGUUCUUUGUGAAAUAGACUCUCGUGGUUACCAUCUAGUUGGAUAUUUCUCAAAAGAAAAAGAAUCUUCUGAAGACUACAAUGUGGCAUGCAUCUUAGUGCUUCCACCUUUUCAACGAAAAGGUUAUGGAAAAUAUUUGAUUGAAUUUAGCUAUGAAUUGAGCAAAAUUGAAGGUAAAUCUGGAUCACCUGAAAAACCGCUAAGUGAUUUGGGUCUAUUAUCUUAUCGUUCUUAUUGGGCUCAAACAAUUCUUGAAUUGUUACUAAACUCUAAAGCAACAGAAACUGGUCAGGAUCCAGCAUUAAGUAUAAAUGAUAUUGUUGAUAGAACAUGUAUUAAACGAGAUGAUGUAAUUGCUACCUUAUCUCAUUUAAAUGUAUUAUACUAUGUGAAAGGACAACAUGUUAUCUAUUUAUCACGUGAUCUUAUACAAGCACAUCAAAAAGCUAUGCAACGUCGUAAUUUACGUGUUGAUGCAAAAUUACUUAAUUGGAAAUCAAGAGAUUGGAGUAAACGUGGUCGAUGGUGAGGUGGUUUUCUUCCCAUUGGAGGAAGUGAAGGUUGGCGGAGCACUACAUUCACAGGAAAAAUGUGUCAUAUAUAUAAAUAUAUAUUCCUGUGUGUAUUUAUGACGUUUUCCCUUCGUAUCAGUUUG
This is a messenger RNA of Schistosoma mattheei, 1518 nucleotides long. The record is from the annotation of a GenBank genome assembly. Lineage: Eukaryota; Metazoa; Platyhelminthes; Trematoda; Strigeidida; Schistosomatidae.